CUGAGGGUUAUUUGUGGAGCCAAAAACUCGUCAGGUAAGGAAGUGGUUAAAUGGAUCUCUCCCCACAAUUCCAAUUAUUGGGACAAAUUGGUUUAUAACAUGAUAUAAAAGUUACGUUGAUUUGUACUUAAAGUCAAAUGUUCAAGUUCACACGAUCUUGUUCUCUUUAAAAUCACAACAUUUGUGCAAAUCCAUGGUAGUUAAAUGUUGACUUGCCCUGAUUUUUAAUUUCGAAUGCAAAAUAUUACAGGGUGGACUCGGUGCUUCCUCUGCCGUACAGCGUGUUCUGGCUGGGAUUCCAGUACGCCAUCGCCGGAGCAUCCGAUCUGUUCACGCUGGUGGGAAUGAUGGAGUUUUUCUACUCGGAAAGCGCCGUCGGCAUGAAGGGAUUGGGCGCCGGCAUCACUCUGUCGUCGUUGGCGUUCGGGUUUUACCUGAGCUCGGUGGUGGUUCGAGUUGUGAACGAAGUCAGCGGCGGCUGGUUGGCCAGCAAUAAUCUGAAUCGCGACAAGCUGGACUAUUUCUAUUGGCUGCUAUCGGGGCUCGGCGUCGUGAACUUCAUGGUUUAUUUGUUCUGUGCCUAUUCCUAUAGGUACAAGAAGGUGGAAUUCGUUGAGAAGCAAAAUGGAGAAAAGGAUGAAGAAACGUGAGAGUGCAGGAGAGGGUUAAGAGAAUAAUAUAGCUGAUUUCACAUCAAUCACGCAAUCAGCGGUUGAUGUGAUAUUGUGAUUUUCAUGGGAUUCAUGAGAAUAAUGCAUGAAAAAAAAAAGAAGCUUUAACUUGACGAGAUGGGUUGAAAAAGUGAUUAUGUAUGUGAUUAAGUAAAUGUUAACAUGGUGAAAAUAUAUUAUAUGCACGUAAGCGUGCCAUUACGUUGUUACACCGUGACACGAAAGGUUACACAAUCUAAUGUGAUGAGUCAAUUUUUGGUGAGUUGAUGGGUUGGUUUGUUAAUAAAUUUUUGAUUGGUAC
Linum trigynum is the source of this 972-nucleotide messenger RNA. NCBI's taxonomy places the organism in Eukaryota, Viridiplantae, Streptophyta, Magnoliopsida, Malpighiales, Linaceae. The record is from the annotation of a GenBank genome assembly.